This is a messenger RNA of Mytilus trossulus (common blue mussel), 2514 nucleotides long. RefSeq names its product trichoplein keratin filament-binding protein-like. The record is from RefSeq and is a predicted model, not a curated record. Gene Ontology annotation, cellular component: keratin filament. The coding region runs from base 141 to 1637 and encodes 498 amino acids. Gene Ontology annotation, biological process: apoptotic process. Lineage: Eukaryota; Metazoa; Mollusca; Bivalvia; Mytilida; Mytilidae. The transcript has 15 exons.
CGAUAUGAAUUGAAUAUUAACUAUCUUAACGCAUGCGUGCUUAUGUUGUUUUUCAAGAAAGACAUUUCCUGUUGACAUUCGCUACAGAUUUCUUUCACUGACAUAGUUUUGAGUACCGUAAGAUAAUUUGAUUUUUUAUAAUGGCACUACCGACUACUCCUCGCUACUGGACAACAAGAAAGAAUAUUUAUGAACAAGCUAUUGUACGACACAGAGACCAUAAUGACCAGUUCAGGGAAAGAUGGGGUACAGCUGUUAACUAUUUUCAGAAAUCUGACAUGGAAGCUAAAAAGCAAUCAAACUGGGGCUCUGAACAAAGCAUGAGGUCAAGCAUGGACAAAUACAAAGCUAUACAGGACAAAGAUGAGAAGACAGAAAGGUUAAAGAAAAGGAGGUUAAAGUUAGGACAGAUGUUAAGAGAAGAAAGAAACAGUUGGGAGGCAGAACUGAAAGGUUUUUCCAGGGAUAAUUAUAGUCGACUAGAAGACAUGAAAGAAAGAACAGAUACUUUGAGAAGUGCUAGGGAAGAAAAACGAAAACAGUUGGCAGAAGAAAAAUUAUACGAAUAUUGGAAACUGAAUAAUCCAGACUUAAGAAAGAUUGAGUCAGAGCAGUUAAAAGAUCAUGUGGUUGGUAAAUGGAGUGGACAAGUAGAAGAAAAAGAACAGAAAUUAGAUCAAGAGAGAAGAGAAAAGGAAAAGUUUGAAAAACAAAUGGAAGAGGAGAGGUUACAGGCUUUAGCGUCAGAAAGACAGAAAGAAGAAGAAAAAUUGCGAGAAGAAAUAAGGAUAAAAGAUAUUGUACAAGAACAAAUGUAUGAAUUAAAGGAAAGGGAACAUGAGGCAAGGAUGUUAAAACGAGAACAGGAUCAGUUAUUGAAGGAACAAUGGGAGUUAGAAAACAUGGAGGAAGAAAGAAAGGAGAGAGAAGUUCAACGUAAACAAAGAGAAGUAGGAAAGAUGCUGCUUAGACAACACAAGACACAGAUGAUGGCAAAGUCCAGAAGAAUUUUAGAAGAACUGGAACAAGACAGACAGAUAUUAGAAGCUAUGGCGGAACAAGAACAGGAAGAUGAAAAAGUACAGACAGCAAGGAAAGAAACAGCCAGAGCAGAUGCAGCUUGGAUGAAACAGGUUAUUGAAGACCAGAUAAAGUUAGAAAAGGCAAGAGAAGCAGAACUUGAUAUGCUUUAUCAAGAAGAAGCAGCUAGAAUGUGGCACAAGAGAGAAGCUGAAUGGGAGAAAGAACGAGCAGCUCGGGCAAGACUGAUGCACGAAGUGAUGGAUGACAGACAAAGGCAACUUGAAGAUAGAAUGGAGCAAAACCGAAUAGAUCAGGAAGAGUCUUUAAAACAGAGAGAGCUGUUAAUUCGUGAGAUGGAGAUAGCACAACAGAUGACACACAGAGAGAAAGAGGAGACAGAAGCACAAAAAGAAGCACUUAAAUUAAAUUUGAAAGAACAGGUGACAGCACGUCGUGAACAAGAUGAGAGAGCAAAACAGAGGGACGCUUUAGAGUUUAAUGAAGAUCAAAAAGGAGAUGAAGAAUAUGAUGAUUUCUUACGACAAGAAACAGAAAGAAUGAGGCUAAAAGGAUUUACACCUAGACAACAUGGAAGAAAACAGGCAUGGUCAUGAUAGAUGUAAAAAGCAAGACUCAUUACCAUUUAUUAAAUUAUUGUGUAUAAAAACAAAAGAAAAUGUCACUUCAUUAUGGUUGGGCUCAUUGAUUCCACAGAUCUCAACAAUUCAGAAGAAAUGGCGGAUGACCAUAAUUAUUGUUAUCAUGUUAUUUAUUAUAUGAAACAUUUGUGAAUCAUUAGAUCAAUCAAAACAAUAACUAUGAAAAGAGUAUUUUUUAGAUGUCUCUGCUCAUACAAUUUUUAGUUCCUCAAUUUUAUGCACCAUACACUGGUUUGCACUAUAUAUACCAAUACAAAAAUUAAAACUUGUAUGUAUUUUUUAAACAGUAAGUUUUAGGGCUGUUCCAAAAUAAAUUCAGUAAUUUUAUUGGUUAUAUGAGAUCUGUUUGAUUUCAUGUCAUAGAUUAAAAGAAAUAUGGAAAUCUUAGUUUUUACCUGUAUUAAAGGAUUUUUUGUGGACAGAAUAAGUCAAUUAUGAAUGGGAUUUUCCCAAGUCAAUAAUACAUCAUCAAUGUUAUCAAAUCAAAACUGACUGCCUAAAGUCAAAUAAAAAUUUCACAAUUUUGUAAUUAUUGAUGUUUGAAAAAAAAAAUCACUUUUUUUUUUUUUUUUUUUUUUUAUAGUAUACCCCUUUAAACCAAAUUUGGUAUACAUGAUCUGAGGUAUGCAUGUAUGUACUGCCAGCUUAGUAAUAUAACUUUUUUUUGUUGAAAAAAUAGUACAUAAUGCUGUAUAUGUAGUAAUGUUGAGUUGUGAUAUAUAUUUUUUUCUUUUUUAUAUUUUAUUAAAGACUUUAUUUACACUUCACAAGAUGAGUCUUGUCACCUCUUGUGAUAAAUUUUAGAAUAAAAUGUCAUUGAAAUAACUUUAAA